This is a messenger RNA of Amorphotheca resinae ATCC 22711, 4082 nucleotides long. RefSeq lists its product as hypothetical. The transcript has 5 exons. Gene Ontology annotation, cellular component: endoplasmic reticulum membrane. Gene Ontology annotation, biological process: intracellular calcium ion homeostasis. NCBI's taxonomy places the organism in Eukaryota, Fungi, Ascomycota, Leotiomycetes, Helotiales, Amorphothecaceae. Gene Ontology annotation, molecular function: ATP hydrolysis activity; P-type ion transporter activity; ATP binding. Bases 84 to 4082 code for a protein of 1332 amino acids. The record is from RefSeq and is a predicted model, not a curated record.
CCUAAACCCCCAUCUUGUCUUCUUCCUUCCCCCCCUUUUCGACAGCCCCAUUGCGCAUUGCUUUUCCACUCUCAUGCGCAACCAUGGCGCCUCUCGUCGAUAACCCCCUUAUUGCAUCGGCAACUUUGCACAAUCCUUUGCCGCUCUACCUGCAUACCUACGUCUGGCCCUUUGCAAUCAUCUGGCCCAUCUUCUUGCGAUACUUCCUCUCCCCAGACCUUUAUGAUAAAUACAUCGGAGGUCCGGAAUGGACCUUUGUCUGGUGCGGAACCAUCAUCACGGUACAAAGCUUGUUUUGGCUGAGCACGCAUUGGAAUGUCAAUCUGAAGGCUCUCUUCACCUCUGUGAGAGCCAACACUGUUGAGCAAGCGAAGUUGAUUAAAGUGCUUCCGGUUACAAAUGCUGGCAUUUCGGAGAUCUGCCAAAUCGAUAGAGACAACGCCGGGGGCAAACAAAAUAUCUCGUUCCUUUUCCAGAAACGCCGAUUCCUGUACGAUGCCGAGAAGAAGUCCUUUCAACCUUUGACAUAUGCUAUCGAUUCAGAGCCAAAGCCUCUUCUCGAACACUUCCAAAAGUCCCGAGGCAUAACCUCCACGUCCGAGCUCUCCAGACUCCAUCAACACUAUGGCGACAAUACUUUCGAUAUUCCCGUUCCGACAUUCACGGAGCUCUUCAAGGAGCACGCCGUAGCACCAUUCUUUGUGUUCCAGGUAUUCUGCGUCGGAUUGUGGAUGCUGGACGAAUACUGGUACUACUCACUGUUCACCCUUUUCAUGUUGGUUGCUUUCGAGAGCACAGUCGUUUGGCAACGUCAGAGGACAUUGAAUGAGUUUCGUGGAAUGAGCAUCAAGCCGUACGAUAUCUGGGUUUACCGACUGAACAAGUGGGAGGAGAUUCAGAGCGACAAGCUUCUACCGGGAGAUCUGGUAUCGGUUGGCCGCACAAAGGACGACAGCGGAGUUGCUUGUGACAUGAUCUUGGUUGAGGGCAGUGCCAUUGUGAACGAGGCCAUGUUAUCUGGGGAGAGUACACCACUGUUGAAGGACUCGGUACAGCUCCGGCCAGCAGAUGCAGUCCUAGAACCGGAGGGUCUCGACAAAAAUGCGUUCCUCUAUGGUGGGACCAAGGUCCUUCAAGUCACGCACGGAAAUAAUGAAGAGGAGAGACCCAAACUGACCUCCGGUGUCCCUGAACCCCCGGAUAAUGGCGCCAUGGCUGUGGUUGUCAAGACUGGCUUCGAGACCUCCCAAGGAAGCUUGGUUCGGACAAUGAUCUAUUCCACAGAGCGCGUGUCGGCCAAUAAUGCGGAGGCUCUACUUUUUAUUCUCUUCCUCCUGAUCUUCGCGAUUGCCGCUUCUUGGUACGUCUGGGAUGAGGGCGUAAAGAAGGACCGAAAACGAUCCAAGCUUCUGCUCGACUGUGUCUUGAUUGUGACCAGCGUUGUACCCCCUGAACUCCCCAUGGAACUCAGUCUUGCUGUCAAUACUAGUCUUGCUGCUCUGAGCCGUUACGCCAUCUACUGUACUGAACCUUUUCGCAUUCCAUUUGCCGGAAGAGUGGAUGUCGCCUGUUUUGAUAAGACUGGAACGCUUACAGGAGAAGAUCUGGUUGUCGAGGGAAUCGCUGGUCUUGGACUCGAUCAAUCUGGCACUGAUACCCCUCGCGAGAAGGAUGGAGCCCACAGCCAUAUUACCCCUGUUUUACAAGCUGGCAUGGAGACAACGCUGGUACUUGCCACUGCCCAUGCACUCGUCAAGUUGGACGAAGGGGAGGUGGUUGGAGAUCCCAUGGAAAAAGCUACGUUAACCUCCCUCGGAUGGACUCUGGGAAAGAACGAUAUCCUCACGAGCAAAAAUUCGACGGCCGUUAAAGGAGCCGCAUUUGCCACGGCCACGAACAGCGUCCAGAUCAAACGUCGAUUCCAGUUCUCGUCUGCACUGAAGCGCCAAAGUUCUGUUGCCACUGUCAUUGCUCUCCACCCAGAAACUGGCAAGAAGAUUAGAAGCACAUUUGUCGGUGUUAAGGGAGCACCUGAGACCAUUAUGAAAAUGUUGGUCAAGGUCCCUGCAGAUUACGAGGAAACAUACAAAUACUUCACGCGAAAAGGCUCGCGUGUUCUUGCCCUGGCUUAUAAAUAUCUCUCGGUGGAUCAAGAACUUGGCUCCGGAAAAAUUAAUGAGCUCAAGCGUGAGAAGGUUGAAGCCGACUUGAACUUUGCCGGCUUCUUAGUUCUCCAUUGCCCUCUCAAAGAUGACGCGAAAUCUUCUGUCCAGAUGCUCAACGAAAGUAGUCACCGUGUUGUUAUGAUCACUGGUGAUAAUCCUCUAACCGCUGUUCACGUUGCCCGGGAGGUCGAGAUCGUUGACAGAGACGUCCUGAUCUUGGACGCUCCUGAACAUGAUGAUUCGGGCGAGAAGCUCGUGUGGAGGAGCGUUGAUGAUCUUAUCAGUAUCCCAGUCGACCCUGCCAAACCUAUCGAUAAGAAAAUCCUGGAAGAGAACGAUCUCUGUGUCACUGGAUACGCUCUGUCAAAAUUCAAGGGUCAAGCGGCGUUAUCGUCAAUCUACCGCUACACUUGGGUAUAUGCUCGUGUCUCGCCAAAGCAAAAGGAGGAGAUUUUAAUGGGCUUGAAAGACCUCGGAUAUCAUACUCUCAUGGCCGGUGAUGGCACGAAUGAUGUUGGCGCUCUCAAGCAGGCUCACAUCGGUGUGGCUUUACUAAACGGUUCACAAGACGACCUCAACAAGAUUGCCGAGCACUUCAGAAACAACAAGAUGAAGGAGCUGUAUGAGAAGCAAUGCGCUAUGAUGAAGCGCUUCAACCAGCCAAACCCACCAGUACCGGUCGUCAUCGCCCAUUUGUACCCUCCAGGACCUACCAACCCUCAUUACGAGACCGCGAUGAAACGCGAGGCAGAAAAGAAGGGUAAUACUGCAGCUUUGAACGAGAUGGCAUUGAGUGACAAGACAAAUAUCGAGACAGUCACCUCGCCUGGCGCCCAAGCUCUUAUCAAUAGUCAGAAUCAACAAUCCUUGGGACCCGCCCAGAAGCAAGCUGCAAGCCUUGCAGACAAAUUCACGCAGAGCAUGAUGGAACAAGAGUUGGAUGAUUCCGAACCCCCAACAAUCAAACUUGGUGAUGCUUCUGUUGCCGCUCCGUUUACUAGUAAACUCAGCAAUGUUGUUGCAAUUCCCAACAUCAUUCGACAGGGUCGAUGCACUCUCGUGGCGACCAUCCAGAUGUACAAGAUCCUGGCUCUCAACUGCCUCAUUAGUGCAUACAGUCUUAGCGUUUUAUAUCUCGAAGGCAUCAAGUUUGGGGAUGGACAAGUCACGAUCAGCGGAAUGCUCAUGAGCGUCUGUUUCUUGUCGAUUUCCAGAGCGAAGUCUGUCGAGGGGCUCUCGAAGGAACGCCCCCAACCCAACAUCUUCAACUUCUAUAUCAUCGGAUCUAUUCUCGGCCAAUUUGCCGUCCAUAUUGCCACCCUCAUUUUCAUUGCCAGAUAUUGUGAUCAGCUCUCUCCACGUGACCCGGAUAUUGACCUCGAAGGAGAGUUCUCGCCUUCUCUGCUGAAUAGCGCUGUGUAUCUUCUGCAACUUAUUCAGCAGAUUUCAACGUUUGCCAUCAACUAUCAAGGCCGACCUUUCAGAGAGGCCCUAUCAGAAAACCGAGGCAUGUACUGGGGUAUCAUAGGUGUUUCGGCAAUUGCAUUCUCCUGCUCCACUGAAUUCAUCCCAGAAAUAAAUGAAAAGAUGCGCCUGGUGCCCUUCACAUCCGACUUCAAAACCACAAUGACAGCCACCAUGAUCAUUGAUUAUGUUGGCUGCUAUGUUAUCGAGAAGGUCUUGAAAGCGCUCUUCAGUGACUUCAAGCCAAAGGAUAUUGCGGUUCGACGGCCUGACCAGUUGGCACGAGAGGAGCAGCGGAGAGAGCAGGCCUUGAAGGACAAGAUCAGGGAGGAAGAGGAGAAGGCUGCAAAGGAAAUUGAGGAGCUUGAGAGGAAAUUAGAGGAGCAAAAGAAGAUAAAGGCUGCUCAGGAGACUCUGGAAUCGGAGAGGGUGGUGCCCCAGAGGAGGGCGUAG